This is a messenger RNA of Pogonomyrmex barbatus (red harvester ant), 5247 nucleotides long. It is a transcript of the gene Rich, whose product is annotated as guanine nucleotide exchange factor subunit Rich. Gene Ontology annotation, molecular function: protein binding. Gene Ontology annotation, cellular component: Golgi membrane; Ric1-Rgp1 guanyl-nucleotide exchange factor complex; cytosol. Gene Ontology annotation, biological process: intracellular protein transport; retrograde transport, endosome to Golgi. NCBI's taxonomy places the organism in Eukaryota, Metazoa, Arthropoda, Insecta, Hymenoptera, Formicidae. The record is from RefSeq and is a predicted model, not a curated record.
AAUAGAAUCAAAAUAUCAAAAGUUAGGAAUACAAAAAAAAAAUGGUUUGGAAAUUCAGCAGACGGAAGUUGAAAGUGACCAUUCCGGCGUUUUUCAUGGGACCAUCGAACUAUUCACCAAUAUUCAUUUUUAAAUUUGCGACUCGUUAAAUUUUCAAGUUUUUUAAAAUAAAUACUUCAUAGUGAUGAAAAUAGCACCAACCACGUUAAAGAAAUUUAUAUUAAUUCAUAAAGAUUAAUCAUGUUACAUUCACGAAGUGCACGGAACAGAAUCACGAAAUUGUGGACUUAUCUGUAUUAUCUCCCGAAUAAUUUUUGCGAACAUGGUUAUGUAGCUCGACGUCCACGUGGACAUGUGGCGUAUCACCUAGCGAUUAUAUCAAAAUUAUGACUGUGCCCACUCUCAGACUUCUCUCUGCUCAUAGCGAGACGAAUGGGAUCGCAAUCGGUAUGCCAGCAUGAGCGUUCGAGUACGCAGGUCCAAACGUGAUUCAAUGUAUCGAAACGUUCAUGAGCAUACGUGUCUCUCCGGGCGUCGGGAAGAGAAACAGAAAGGAAGAAGAAUUGAUGGAAGGUACAGGAGGCACAGCCGACAGAAAUCGAUCCGUUGAUCACGUUGCGUUACUUUGCAACAUACAUUUUCCCGACCAGCCGCACCCUAGUUGUUGCCAUCGAGUUCACCCGAGUUCUGCUAUGUCGAGGUUAGGGACUGUUUACCUGUCAAACUUGCGACGUCGGGGGGAAACGUAGGCGAAACAUGAGAGAGAUCUGAGGACGGAGUGACGGGACGCUCGCGCGGAGAUCAUGUUUUUCCCCGUAGGAUGGCCGCGGGUUCUCAACACCUGCGAGCAGGGCAGGAUAAACGCGGUGGUGUGCAACAGAGACAAAAUCAUGUUCGCCGUCCUCACCGCGGAUGCCCUCGUCAUCUGGUACUGCAAGCCUUGUGUACCAAUUGUAUUUAGCAGACGGUCUACGAAUUCUUUAUUACAACACGGUGAGAAUGUCUUGGUACAAUGGAGACCAGAUUCGAGUAUGCUGGUUAUUGCAACGUCAGACAGUUAUCUAUUGUUCUACCGACUCUCGGACAACAGUGCAGAGAGUCGAGGACUUUAUGAGCAACGAGAUUCACCAGUUACCAGCUUAAAACGGGAUAGUGCAGAAUUAUUUAUUAAAGAAGUCAUUCCAUCCCUCGUUCUAAGCUUCGAAAAGUCGGCUUGGAUCGAUGGUGGGAUCAGUUCGUUAGUUUGUAUACGAGACGAGCUUAUGAUAGCGACCAAGACUAGCCAUGUGGUGCGCCAUAAAUGGGAUGGCACUAUGAAUCGCGAUUACUCUUUAGACUUGAGACGUAUACCGUUCAGUAUUGACCAGCAGAUUUCUACAGUGGCUGUACCACUUACGGAGAACAACAUUUACGUUACUGAUAUUGAAUAUUCGCCUCUCGUUGGGGGUUUUGCUAUUGUGCUUAACAAUGGCAAGGCUGCGUUUCUCACUGCUCAAUCUUUGAAAUUUGAUCCUAAUCAAGUGCAGGGAAUUUGGGCUCAGGAUGUGGAUGAUGCUACUUGUGCCGCUGUUAAUCAUAAAUAUCGAUUAAUUGCCAUCGGUAGGCAAAACUCUGAAGGUGUCGUUUAUUAUGUCGAUGAAACAACCGGCGGUUUAGAAAUGUCGCAUACUCUGAGUCUAUCUUCCAAAGAUUAUCCAGGUCGACCAGGUAGCGUUAAGUGUCUUAGAUGGACGCCCGACAGUUGCGCUAUUGCUCUGGCUUGGGAAGGCGGCGGCUUGGCACUGUGGAGUACCUUUGGCGCUUUGUUGCUUUGUAGUUUGAAGUGGGAUUACGGCCUACGCGUGGACCUGACGCAUGAUAAUCCUUUGCAUAUCCAUACAAUGGAAUGGUCUGCAGAAGGUUAUCAGUUAUGGAUGCUGCGAGAAUCUCCAGGAUCUCUGAUUAUCAACGAAAAUGGUAACAAAGCGACCAAUUUAAGUCGCUCUCUCAUCCAAUUGGAUUUCGCUAAAAGUCCUCUGACCAUUAACCCGUGCAUGGGCCAUCACGGACAUCUGUAUCUUCAAGGCGAGGAUAGACUGUAUUUAAAUUUAGGUGCUGGACUAUCUUCGACAGCUUCGGGUUUUCAUCUUACCCCCGAAAUGCCCAAUGAUAGUAUGCUUCAGACACUCGCUGGCUGUAAACAGUGGCUCGUUGUGCCUAUUCCGACUGCGUACAGUGGUUCUAAUUGGCCAAUUCGGUAUACUGCAAUAGACAGCGAGGGUAUGAGUCUUGCAGUAGCCGGUCGAACAGGGUUAGCACAUUAUUCGCUACCCUCGAGAAAAUGGAAGUUGUUUGGCAACGAGAGCCAAGAACGGGACUUUAUAGUAACUGGUGGACUGCUAUGGCAUAAAGGAUAUCUGAUAGCUAGCAGUUAUUCUAUAUUAGACGAUAAAGAUGAGAUUAGAAUUUAUCCUCGCGAUACUCGGCUUGAUAAUAAUUACGUUAAGAGCGUCAGGAUGCCCUCGCAGGUGUUAUUAUUGAAUACGAUGAAAGACAGACUUUUAACUUUCUGUGCCAAUGCUCAAAUUAGUAUUUACGAUAUGGUGUUGCAAAAUAAUGUGGAAGCUGGCGGUAUCGAGUUAACGAGAAUACAAACCGUGGACAUUAGUGGUCUGUGCGUACAUCCCGCUUGCGUGGUUAGCACCACGUUGACAUCGAUUCGCGCGGAGACUGCUGGUAGUCACCCUCAUCCUGAGAGUCUUUUAUUGAACGUAUCUGGACGUCUUCUUAUGGUCCAACGUGAACAUUGUACCGAUAAUUCAGAAGUUCUCUUUACUUGUGGUGCACCGACGGUAUUAGCAUCCUAUGUCGAAAAUGUUUGGGUGCCGUCGCGCUCAAGAAGGGACAAGCCACACUUAACCGAGGCUCUAUGGUUGUUCUGUGGAGCUCACGGCAUGCGAGUUUGGUUGCCGUUAUUUCGUAAUCAUCAAGAGAAAGCACAUGCUUUUAUGAGCAAGCGGAUAAUGCUACCAUUUCAUCUGCGCAUUUAUCCAUUGGCAAUUCUCUUCGAGGAUGCGAUUCUACUCGGAGCCGAAAACGAUACCGUGCUGUUCACAUCGGAUACUAACUCACCCUUUUCACUGCCCUUCAAUUUAUUGGAACUUACGAGUCAAGUGUAUCUACAUCAAAUUCUACGUCAGCUAAUACACCGAAAUUUGGGUUAUCAUGCAUGGGAAAUAGCGCGUUCGUGCUCCGCAUUGCCGUACUUCCCGCAUUCGCUAGAACUACUGCUUCACGAAGUUCUCGAAGAGGAAGCGACAAGCAAGGACCCUAUUCCGGAUGCUCAAUUGCCGUCCGUCGUGGAGUUUAUCCGCGAAUUUCCCGGUGUUUGGGCCAGAGCUGUCGUGCAAUGCGCUCGCAAGACCGAAAUCGCACUUUGGCCGUAUCUGUUUUCCGUUGCCGGUCCACCAAAGAAGCUGUUACAAGAUUGUUUGCAACGUCAGCAACUUGAUACCGCCGCCAGUUAUCUGAUAAUUUUACAAAAUUUAGAACCAUCUUCUGUUAGCAGACAGCAUGCUACAUUAUUGUUAGACGCAGCACUGGAGCAAGGUAGAUGGGAACUAUCGAGGGAUCUUGUGAGAUUCCUCAGAGCGAUAGAUCCAAAUGAUGUGGAGUCACCACGUACAUCGUGGAGUGGCAGUGCUAAACUGGUAGGUCCUCCCCAAACACCACCUGUUUCUCCACAUGAGGAUGACUUGUCCUUAGUUUUGGGUACUAUGCAAGUUUCGAGGAGUCGCAGUUAUAGUACCACAGUUACGCCUAAAGUGCAAUCCGAUAAAGACGUCGCGCCGUCUUCUAUGCUCGAGAAAACCCGGAACGUCGUUAUGAGGCGAAAGAAAUCGGUACCGACAGUGAAAACUAGUGAGAAAACUGAAAAUAAGGAAGGAUCGGCAGAAGAAUUUUUCAUUGAUGUCAUUUUACAACGUCAUGCCCGACGGCUGCUUUCAGCUCGCCGUCUAACCGAUUUAGGUAGAUUCGCGGCACGUCUCGAUUUCCAUCUAGUAACGUGGUUUGCUCGAGAACGUGAUAGAGCAGCAAAAAUCGACGAUUACGUGGCCACUUUGAAAGCAGUCCAUGAAGACUUUGCAUUUCCAUAUCCGACACUUUCGUUGCCAACGCUGCAGAAAUUUCGAAGAUCAAGUCUCACCUCUCUGCAUUCCAUAAUAUCCGAUGACGAAACUUUGUCCCCGAACUUGGUCGUUGAUGUACCUGACAGCGGAUACACUAGUCUUCCAAGCGGUAGGCCACCGUAUACGACGUUGGUCUCACCCGUCGCCAGCUUAGAAACCCAAUUUCCAACUGCGGAAGCCAAAUUAACGCCGAAUCUGAUAAAUGAUGCCAACAGUGUUCUCAGUGAUACUAGUACAAUCUGGAGAGAUGAUGCAGAAUCCAUAGUUGGUUCUGUGUGCUGGGUUUCAGAAUCAGUGGGACCCACAGAAGCAAAUCCAAACUCAUCAACUUCCGCGCCAAUUGGUCGAGCGGAAGUACAACUUAGAUAUUUACUACAAUUAUUUCUUGAAGGCAGUUGUUUAGGAUGGGCUGCAGUAGUAGCUACUGUCCUUCGAGAUGCGGCGGCAAUGGCUAGAACUAUCAGAACGGCACAUGCACCGAUGCAAACUUUUGACUCUAUAAUUAAUCUAAGAGAUGGAUUACUCACAUUGACAAAGUGGUCUCAUUCAGAAUGUUUGGGAUAUCGUCCCUUCAUGUCCAACAUUCAAAGCCAGAUAUCGUUGUUGAAUAGACUAGUGAUUAUUAAACAACAACAGGAACAAGAACAGAUACCGGAAAGCCCUUCGCCGAGCCCAGCUCCGUCUGCCGGUAGUAAUCAACGUGGUACUCUCUCUCGCUCGAGACAUUCUUCAAUUAGUCAUGCUUCCAAUACGGCUCCACUUGAAGAAGAACGCUCGCACGAAUCACUCUUGACCGUCGAGGAAUCAGCGUUUCAUGGAAGUUACAAUAAUAAUCUCAACGUCACGGAGGACACAUCGCCGCAGAGCGCUUGCACAAUCUCUUAAGGAUGCUUUGUAAAGCUCCGAAAACUAAGGCUGUCCACUUCACCGUGUAUUUUAUACAUACCAAUGAAUUGUUUUCAUUUAAGCCGAAGUUUUAUGAAAGAUAUAUUACUCGAUUUCACGCACGUAAAGAUCCCGUCUAUCAUAUAAUUAUUUCAAAGAGAUUUUAUUUUAACUUUAAUUAAAAAAGGCCUUG